This is a messenger RNA of Copidosoma floridanum, 1436 nucleotides long. RefSeq lists its product as uncharacterized. Gene Ontology annotation, molecular function: carboxypeptidase activity. The record is from RefSeq and is a predicted model, not a curated record. Lineage: Eukaryota; Metazoa; Arthropoda; Insecta; Hymenoptera; Encyrtidae.
UUGGCGCGCGGUUGCUCGUAUUUACGCGCGUAUAUACGCAAUUUUAGGUGUUGGAGGAGAGAGGAGGAAAGGAAAAAAAAUGCAGCGAAUGAUGAGCUUUCGGGGCUACGGGGCCGGGGAGACGAGCGAGUUCGUGACGAAACGGCUGUGCAUCUCGUUUCUGCUGUCUGUGGGUUUUCUUUGUCUCUUGGGCGGCUUUUUGCUUGGGGGCUUUGCCUCCGACUGGAACCUCAUGAUGCGAGAGAAGCGCAAGAUACACGAGCUUGCGGACAACGGGCUCCAAGGCACGAGGACCUUGCAACUCGAGCUCCUCGAUCGGCUCAACGCGACCGCCUUUUACGAGGACUUUGAAAUGUAGGCUUUUUUUUCUCCUCCCCCAAGUGCUGCGUGUCUCAAAAAAAUGAUUGCUUUUCGGGAAACUCCAGCCGGGGUUUNAUUUGCCGAUCUGAGCAUUUUCAGGCUCAACGUUAACGAGACCAAGACUACCACGAUGGCCACGGUUUGCGGAUCUAAGGAACAGGACAGAUAUAUCGUUUUGUCGGCCAGUGGCGAGGGCUUCGAUGUUGCCAUCAAAGUGGCCAAGACGCUCGAUUACAUACACAGAAACAAAGGAUGGGAGCCCAAAAGAUCCUUGAUUUUUUGCGUCUUUUUGGGCUCGACUGACUUUUGUAGUAAGAAGUUCUUGGACCGCAUCAAGCACAAGAUCGUCGCCUACAUCGCUGUGCACGGAAAUGCAGCCAGAGGAGGUGAUGAAAUCGUAGUCUCGGGUUCCGGUAUGGUCCAAGCCACCGUUAUAGACUCGUUAAAUCAGCUGAAAUAUUACAAUGCCAACUAUACGAAAAUUCAGUCGAUGAGUUCUCUACCUCGACUCAACAUUGAUAUUCCUCACGCUGUUCUCUCUUUUGUAACAAAUACAAAUUCAAGUUCAAAAAAUGUUGAGCAAAAUCAAAAGUACCUGGCUCAAAUUGUUGGACACACCAUGUGGACGUUGUCGGAAGAGACAUUCUUUCAAUGGGAUCCAAUGUACUUGAAUGAAAUUUUGAACAAAGCACUCACGACGAUAAAAGAUGAGGAGCUGCAAGGCACUAAAGAUAAUCUCAAUAAGACGAUUACAAACCUCAUAAAUAGUAUAAAAAACUUCAACUCGGAGUUAAAAAGAGUCGAUAUAUUAAAAACUUUAGAUAUACGCAUUAUAAAUGAUCGAAUAGUAGAUUUAGAUAGAGCACUACUUUGUCCGGAUACAUGGCUAAGAUCUAAAACUGAUUUAACAAAUUUUAAAUUAUUUCCGCACGAACCAACGCACAUGGUAAAAAUGAAUCUAAAUGAAAUUCAAGAUUGUUACAAGGCUGCCAAUGAUAUUAUUGUUGAACAAGCAUUUUGCAAGAGGCUGUUCAAAGAUGUUGAAAUCUUUUGAGAAUCGAAAUUAAAACUUUGUA